Messenger RNA from Cinara cedri, 647 nucleotides. The record is from the annotation of a GenBank genome assembly. Lineage: Eukaryota; Metazoa; Arthropoda; Insecta; Hemiptera; Aphididae.
AUGGGUUUACCACCAAUACUAGUAAAGAAACAGAGAAUACUAAAUGAAAUUAAAGAUCUUCAAAAAGGUUAAAUAUCACGAUCACUUAAUAGAAAAAUAUCACGAAGCUGCUUUUUAAUUUAAUUUAAAUUAUAAGGUUCCUAGAUUUAUUCUAGUAUUUUUCCACAAUCUAUCUGGUUAUGACACACAUUUAUUCAUAAAAGAAUUAGGUAUUGAUAAAGAUAAUAUAAAAAGAAUUGCAAGUAGUGAAGAAAAUUAUAUAUCAUUUUCAAAAAAUACACGAUAUAUGAAUAGAUCCAAUUACUAAAGACCAUGUUUUAGAUCAGAAAGGAAAACCUAUUUUUAAAACAGUUAAAACAAGAUUUCUUGAUUCUUUAAAGUUCUUAUCUAGUUUUUUAGAAAAAUUAUCUAAUAUUUUAAAACCAUACCAAUUUAAAGAAUUAUUUAAACAUUAUCCUGAACAAUUGUAUUUAGUAAAAGGAAAAUUAUCAUAUCCUUCUGAAUAUAUGGAUUCUCCAGAAAAAUAUGAUGAAGAAUCUCUACAUAAUAUAGAUAAAUUUUACAGCUCUCUUACAGGUGAACAUGUAAAACAAAAUGCAUAUGAAAAUGCUAAAAAAAUAUGGGAAACAUUCGAAAUAAAAAUAUGA